Molecule: messenger RNA, 1580 nt
Organism: Porites lobata
Lineage: Eukaryota; Metazoa; Cnidaria; Anthozoa; Scleractinia; Poritidae
Source: the annotation of a GenBank genome assembly
GAAAAUGUAACAGGUUCGGAUGACAAAGGAGGACUGAUUGUAACUACAACAGAAGAGCCGCCAACGAAUGUCGGUGCCAGAGUAGAAGAUAAGUGCUCGACUGGAUUGCAUGACUGUUCCCCCAAUGGAACGUGUAUACCUCUUGACGGCUCUUACGACUGCGUGUGCAAUCUUGGUUAUGAAGGCGAUGGCAGGGUUUGUGCAGGUGUGUCAUAAAAUCUUCGUUCAUCAAAUAAAAUCUCUUCAUAAAGUGAGAAAGUUUGAAAGCGUUUGCCAUGUAAUAUAGUACAGUGGGAAAAUUUUAUGUUGAAAGCAUCUUUACAUAUGAGCGUUGUAAUGUUAGUCUCAACUUGUCCUUUCAAAUACAUAAAAUGCUUUCAUUGGUACAUCAAGUGUUGUUUUAUCUACAAAGUACAAGUUUAUUUCAUGUUAUUUAAUUAUUUGUUCAGGUUAGUUUGCAAGUUCAUGCGGAGAAUAUAUGCAGUAAUUCUUCAGUAAUGAAACCAUAACAUUUAGAUGCGUUUAAAUGUAAAUGUUGUGGUUCAAUUUUAUCCUUGGUUUGAAUUUCAUUUUCCCUUGUUUAAAAAUCAUUAUCAUAUCAUACAUUACCAAGCCCAAAAACAAAAGAAAAUAAAAUUUAAACCAAGGAUAAAACUGAAUCAAAACAUAAACAUCCCAGGUCACUCUUUCCGCCAGCAAUCCUGACCAGAAAUUUCUUUUGUAUGACUUGAAAAGCGUUAACAACAAUAAAACUCAUCAAAAGGGUGUCGUUCUUCCUCCUUUUUUGUAGAUAUAAAUGAAUGUGACAAUGGUUUUAACGAUUGUUACUUUACUGCGUCCUGUACCAACGUACCUGGGAGUUACUUCUGUAAAUGCAUUGAAGGAUAUGUUGGUGAUGGGAAACACUGUGAAGGUAAGGCUUCAAUAGAUUGUAGAAUUGAACAUUGUCUUGGCCAUCUUUGAUACCAAACAUGUCUAAAGUCGAGAGUCAGACACUUGAAGCUGCAUUCUAGUCUUAAUAUUUACCCCUUUAAAAAACACUUUUAGCUGGACUCCAUCGUAUAGUAAGUGAAGUGGCCGUCAAGUGACCAAUUUUAAACAGUUAGUGUUCCAUAUUUACAAUAUUUCAAGUAUUUUUGUUUAGGUUAGUUUUGCAAUGCCAGGUAACUCUUAAUGAUGUCGUAUUACUUUUACUAGUAUCGUUUUUUUCUUAGUGGCCAACAUCAGUUUUCUCCUAACAAUACCAAUAGACAAUCAAGGUGAAAGGUUAUGAGAGUUAAUAAAAUGAUCACAGAAGAGAAAAUGCUUUGAUCUUUUAUCAAAUUCUCUCAACUCAUUCUUUAAGGAAAUAUAUAGAGAUCUGUUUGGAGAAUUUGUUUGUGGAUAUUCGGGCUUAAGGGAUAAUGCUAAUCUGGCUCAGGAGCUUCCCUUUACUUCUUUGUAUUCUCUAUGCUUCUAUAACCAAGACACCCUCUGUGAUUAUUUCUGUAGAAGGGAGGAUUGUAACAUCACCUUCAGAGAGACCCAAAACAACUUUACCGACUCCUGCAGCAGCUAUAGCCACUCCUCCGAUUCCUCCG